Molecule: messenger RNA, 4466 nt
Organism: Conger conger (European conger)
Lineage: Eukaryota; Metazoa; Chordata; Actinopteri; Anguilliformes; Congridae
Gene: phactr1
Product: phosphatase and actin regulator 1
Exons: 12
Coding region: 106-1782 (558 amino acids)
Biological process (GO): cell motility; stress fiber assembly
Molecular function (GO): actin binding
Source: RefSeq, a predicted model, not a curated record
AUGAGUCAAGCCAGGACCAUUCCGCUCAUAAUCUCCUCCCCGUUUGUGGCUAGCAUCUAGACGCGAGUUCACCCUGGGCGUGUGAACGUGCAGGUCUUCCUACCGAUGGCGGGCUCCGCGCAAGCCAGUAUGCACGGGACUUGGCUCGCCACUAGCGUUACUGGAUACAGGGACGACACAUCCGCGGGCAUGUCGGAGGGAAAGCCGAAGAAGAAAGCUUUUUACCUGGUCAGGAUGAAGCCGCUCAACAGCAAUAAGCAGCCCGCAAGCAACACCAUGCCCUUCAUGAUCCACUGCCACAUAGGGAAAGAGAUCAAGCACAUUUGCAGCAACUGCAGCCGCGGCAACGAAGCGCAGGACGCUGAGGAAGUUGAAAGACUGGCUGCCAUGCGCUCAGAGUCCCUCGUACCGGGAACCCACACCCCACCCAUCCGCCGGCGGAGCAAGUUCGCCACGCUGGGGCGCCUCUUCAAGCCCUGGAAGUGGAGGAAGAAGAAGAGCGAGAAGUUCAAGCAGACCUCCGCAGCACUGGAGCGGAAGAUCUCCAUGAGACAGAGCCGGGACGAACUCAUCAAGAGGGGCGUGCUAAAGGAGAUCUUCGAGAAAGCGACGGUGGAGUUCCAGACCAGCGUGGAGGCCGGGGUCUGCGUGCAGGACCACUCCAUGAAGCCCACCCUGGUCCUGCCUCCCAAAAAACCCUCGGGUUUCCCCGGAGACGGCCAGGACACGCCCACCAAGCAGCCCCCCUUCCACAAGCAGCCGCCCGCUCUGCCCCCCAAGCCCUUCUCCCGCAUCCCCAAUCACAUCACAGACUCAGGACAGCCCAUCAAACUGGCCUGCAUGCCGGGGAAGCUGUCCCCUCCUCUACCUCCCAAAAAGGUGAUGAUCUGUGUGCCUCCGGGGGGCCUGGAGUCCUCCCUCGCCUCCUUCUCCCAGAAGUGCUCCUCCCAGCCCCUGGGCCCCCUGCACGGGACCCUGCUGCCGUCCCACGGACACGGCCACCAGCUGCAGUACGGGACCCUGCCCAUCCCCAUCCACCCGCCCAGCCGCGUCAUCGAGGAGCUCAACAAGACCCUGGCACUCACCAUGCAGAGGCUCGAGAGUUCGGUGCUGCACGCUGUCCCCACGGUGGUGAUCGAGUGUGACGAUGACAAGGAGAACAUGCCCAACGAGUCCGACUACGAGGACCUGCCCAGCAUGUACAAAGACGAGGAUGAGGAGGAUGAGGAAGACGAAGACGAUGAAGAGGACGAUGACGACACGCUGUUCACCAGUACACUUGCGCUGAAGGUGUUGCGGAAGGACUCUCUGGCCAUAAAGCUGAGUAACCGGCCGACGCAGAGAGAGCUGGAGGAGAAGAACAUCAUCCCCAUGCAGACCGACCAGGAGCGGCUGGAGUCUCGCCAGCAGAUCGGCACCAAGCUCACACGGAGGUUGAGUCAGAGGCCCACGGCGGAGGAGCUGGAGCAGAGGAACAUCCUAAAACCAAGGAACGAGCAGGAGGAACAGGAGGAGAAGAGGGAGAUUAAGAGGAGACUGACACGAAAGCUGAGCCAGAGGCCCACCGUAGAGGAGCUGAGAGAGGCCAAGAUCCUCAUCCGCUUCAGCGACUACGUGGAGGUGGCCGACGCCCAGGACUACGACCGCCGGGCGGACAAGCCCUGGACACGCCUCACGGCCGCGGACAAGGCCGCCAUUCGCAAGGAGCUCAACGAGUUUAAGAGCACCGAGAUGGAGGUGCACGAAUCCAGCCGCCAUCUAACCAGGUUUCACAGACCAUAGAACUCUGCUCUAAGAAGACUCUGUAAUGGGCUUCCCCCCGAAAACACACACGCACACGGACAUGCUUACACACACAUACACCUGCAGACACUCACACACACACACACACACACACACACACUUACAGACACAACCUUAAGUGCUGAACUGUGAAAGGUGUCCACGUCUACAAUAAAUCCGCUCUAAUUUCGAAUUGCCUUCUGAACCGAGUAUACCCCGGCACAGAGCCAGCACCAUGGAGAGGAUCAGUGCAACAAUAAGGAAUCGAAUUUACACCCAAAACGCCCUCAUCCACAAGCACCAGGAGGACGGGUCGGGACGGGACUGGAGGAGGGGGGGGGCUGCUGACGAACUGCACCCUGACAGCCCCUCGCCCCCCCUGCACGGAGCUCCAUGGCACAUUCUCCCUUUACCACCACAGCGAGAGGGUGCAGGUCAUCUUCCUCCUCUCGCUCCUCCUCCUCCCCCUCCCCCACUCCUGGCCCCACCCCUCCCUGCAGGGUGAGCCAGCGGGGGGGGCGGCUGGAACAAUUUCGGGACGCCGUCCCGCCCCCAGCCAGGCGACGGCCAACAGCUCGGGACUCUAGUGCAAUAUCUCCUCUCCGCUGGGGAAACAGCGCCCCCUAAGGAACUCUCUGUACUAGCGAUUAUCUAACAGUGCUGGUGAUGUUUAUAUUCUGCUUACUGUGAAUCCGGAGAGCACGCAGAUUGGCUGUUUGCGAUGUUUUUAAGCGCGUGUGCGUACUACUGAGGUGCAAAGACGUUCGUUCAACUACAGCUGUGCUCGGGCACCGCCGUGCCGUGAAAAGACUUUGAAAAAGGAGGGCACCAAACGGCGAUAUAUAUAUAUAUAUUUAUGUUGAUGGCUAUGUGAUGAUCUAUUGACAGUUUUAGGCAAGGUGUUUCUACUUUUUAACAGACAUCCUUUUUGAACGUAUUCUUAUUUUUUAAAAAUAUGGUUUAUUUGGGGCUUUCGUCGUGAGAGGAGCCGGCACAGGUGGUGUGUACCACCGCGUACGGGAUGAACGGAGAAUACCGAGGGACCUCCCCUCUUUUCCAUCCCUCCGUUUGCUCUCCGACACCCGUUUUUCUUUUUUUUUCUUUUUCCCCCGGAGGCUCCGUCUAUCAGCACAGCGGGCGUGUGCAUGAAAAGAUGGGCGCUCCACCAUCCAUCCUUCAUUAUAAAUCUCUCUUCACUCUCUAUCCACAAUCAGCAAUAUACUUUUCACUGUAAAUAACUGGAAGUUACCUAUCAAGUGUACCAUAUUUAAUUUUAUUUAUUUGUGUGUGUGUGUGUGUGUGUUUGUGUGUGUGUGGUGUGUGGUGUGUGUGUUCCUUAAGUGGGACAUCAUCUGUGAUCUUUUUCUUUUUUCUAUUUUUUUUCUUUUUUUUGGUGAAAUGUUUGGGAAUCUUGCAGCACCAGAUAUCUCCAGCUGGAGGAGAGUGAACCUGAGAAACACAGAAUGCAGCUUUCCCCUAUUUAAGUGACUUUGUGUGUUGAACGAUCAGCAUUGUGAGGAAGGUGCAAUAUGGUAUGCAAUUUUACUUGCUCGUCACAUAAUGUAUAAAUGCAAGUAGGAAGUCUGGAUAAAUCUACCAGGUGGAAAAAAGACAUUUUUAAUGCUCGAACCUAAUUUCUACACUUCUUUAAAGAUACGGCAUGUCGGUAAUUCAAUUUCAGCAAACAAAAUACCUAAUAUAGACUUUGAUAUGGGGGACAAACCCGUCUGGAUAAUUUACUAUUUCACAAACAUAUUACAUAUGAUGCAUCGUACGGCAUGAAAUGUGGAAUAACUGUAAUGGGAAUUGUCACUUGGGCAUCGAGAGAGACCCUGUGGAGAAGUUUACCCUUUUGUGUGGCUCCGUUUCAAAUGCCUUUUCUUUGUGGUGGUGGUGGUGGUGUGUCAUUCAGUGAGACUAUCAGUAUAAAGGACCACCAAGUCAUUUCAUUGGAUAAACGAAUGUGAAUUCAGCAAUAAUUUUUUCCCCUUUUAUUUGUAUUUCCCCCCGGUACUUUAUGUUCUUUUACUUUUGUAUGGGCAGGUGCAGGACAAUGAAUCAGUUUUUUUAGCAACCUUGGGUCUUCUCUAGUAGUAUGCAUCAUAACCCAAGCGAUUAUUACCUCUUCAUUGAUGGAGUCAAUUCACUGUUAUUUAAUGGCAACAAAGAAAUGAUGCCAUUUUGCCAAGUUUUUUUUCUUAUUCACAAUCAUUUUCUAGAAUUUUUAUGUUUGUUUUUUUUUGUGUGGUGGUAAGAUUGCUUUGCUGUUGUGAGCAAAAUUUAAUGGUACAAACUAAAGGGAAAACUCUGGCUGCCUUAAAUCUUUUAUUUUGUUUAGAAAUGAAGGGGCACCCUUUCUAUGGUCCCAAUUUACACCAAAAAGUAUAUAUAUAUAACUUCAGUGAAUACUUGAAUGGUGUGUGUGUGUGAGAGAGGAUUUCUGUUAAUGUCUCACUGUGUGACAUAUUUCGAGCCUGUUGGCUUGGUCUUCUUAACUUCUUCCUUUUGAAUUUGUUCUUGGUGUAACUUGGGUACCAGUCGUGACAAACCGGUUCUCUUUUUUUCUUCCUGGUAACAGUGUAAGGAUCCAUGUGUUCCUGUAUGCCCCCCGUAGAGCAAGAAUCAGACUGCCAUGUUGUGUGUAAAGAACAGUUAUUUACUGGAAUUAAAUAUUGCCAAACGAA